AUGGAGGACGUCGAGUUCAAGGAAGACCAUUCCAACUCAGUGCUGCCUGAGGCUGGCAACGACCCGAGCGACCCCCUGCGCCCAGAGAUUGACGAGGAGAACUCGACACCAAACCCCACAAUCGCCGAGCCGUACCAGGAUAUGGAGGUCACAGAAGACAAGGAGGAGAUGCCCGACAACGACGACAUUCAAGCUGGCCUCUCAGACAACGAAUCCGUCCUCUCAGAUGCGCUGGACGACGAUCAGCUGGACGAGCAGUUUGGCGAGUUCGAUGCAAGCAACAUUGCUAUCGAAGAGCGGGCUAUCGACGAAGACACCGUCAAGCAGAUUGGUGUGCACAAGCGCAAGCGAACCGCAGGCGAAGGUGAAGAGCCGAAGAAAAAGAAGAAGCGCGCCGACAAGCCGCGCCGCAAGAAGAACAAGGAUGGCGAAGAGGGCGAGGGCGCAGACGAUGGCACAAGGAAGAGCAAGCGCUCGAAGAAGGAGGGAGGCGGAAGCAGAGCCCGAGCUGCAUCGCCAGACGACAAUGAAGACCAUUUGACGCCAGAAGAGCGACGAAAGCGCGCACUCGACCGCCAGAUUAAUGCCCUCGUCAAAAGCAGCGCGAACCGUUCCCGAAAGAAGAAGGAUAUCGACCUCGAGCAGAUGGCUGACCAGGAGAUCGAAGAGAUGCGCCGCCGCAUGGCCCAGGCCGCCGAAGCCGACAACGAAGGCCGCAAGCGCAACGAGCCCGCGCGCCACAAGCUCAAGCUGCUCCCCGAGGUCGUCGCCCUGCUCAACACGAACAGGCUCCGAGAAACCAUUGUCGACCCUGAAGUCAAUCUCCUUGAGUCAGUACGUUUCUUCUUGGAACCUCUGAGCGACGGCAGUCUUCCCGCAUACGACAUUCAGAAAGAACUCUUUGCUUCUCUGGCAAGGCUGCCAGUCAACAAGGACACGCUCGUAGCCUCGGGUAUCGGCAAGGUCAUCAUGUUCUACAUCAAGAGCAAGAAGCCCGAGCUUACCAUCAAGCGACAAGCCGAGCGCCUCUUCACAGACUGGACGCGUCCGAUUCUUAGGCGCACGGACGACUACCGCAAGAAGGAGUUUGCUCAGGCUGAUUACGAUCCUACCAAAGUCGCAGCCCCCCGUACCCAAGCUGCCAGCCAAGCCGCCCAAAUCGCCGCAAACCGCAAGAAAGCCCUCGAGGCUCCCAAAGCCUUCCAGCGUGCGCGCAUGGAAGCCGGCCCUACUACGUAUACCAUUGCGCCCAAGAGCAAUGUUGUGUUCAACGAGAGUGGAAGGAGUCGCUCGAGCAACGUGGAUAUUUUGAAGCAGAUCAAGGGCCGUGGUGGAGGCAGGCGUUGA
This is a messenger RNA of Parastagonospora nodorum SN15, 1347 nucleotides long. RefSeq lists its product as hypothetical. Bases 1 to 1347 code for a protein of 448 amino acids. The record is from RefSeq and is a predicted model, not a curated record. Gene Ontology annotation, biological process: poly(A)+ mRNA export from nucleus. Gene Ontology annotation, cellular component: nucleus. The transcript is spliced from 3 exons. Lineage: Eukaryota; Fungi; Ascomycota; Dothideomycetes; Pleosporales; Phaeosphaeriaceae.